AUGAUAAAAUUUGAUUUAUGCUAUUCAUUUUUUCAACGAAAAUACGUAAUUGUUAAUUCAAGUACUCGUCAUACAUUUGAAAAAAAUGGUGGUUUGGGAAAAAAAUAUACAACUGCUUUAAUUGUUAUAAAUGCAGCUGGUCAAGUUCUUCCAUCUUUCAUCAUUUAUUCCGGUAAAAGUUUAAUCGACAAUUGAACGACGUUUGAUGAAGCUACAACUGAUAUUCAACAAAUAGUUCCUGAAAUGCAACAUAUUAAGCCAUUACAACCUGUCCCAGUUGACGAUGAUAUUUCAUUACCAACCAAUUCUAGUUAUACUACGUUACAACCAGUUGAAUUCGUCACACAAAUUAAUUAUAGUGAAUCAUUUCCUGUAGCUAGUCCAACACAACAAAUGAUUCAGAUAUUGUUAUCAAUAUCUUCGAAUGGUAAAAAAAUUAUUUAUUUAUCUAAGAAAGAUUGA
Molecule: messenger RNA, 462 nt
Organism: Rotaria sp. Silwood2
Lineage: Eukaryota; Metazoa; Rotifera; Eurotatoria; Philodinida; Philodinidae
Source: the annotation of a GenBank genome assembly